AUGACAUUAAACUGCUGUGAUAAUAAACUGCUUGGUUUUGCUUAUAUUAACCUAGAUUCGAGAGAUUCCAUGGUGAUGUUUCCAGAAGAAAUAUGGGAGGAAAUAUUUAAAAAGAUUGACGACGUUGCUGAUUUAAUAAAACUUCAAUCUGUAUGCGUGAGUUUCAAUAAAUGGAUAAGAAGACUAUUGGAACGAGAUGUCAAUUGGAAGAAACGGUGUCAAGCUAUUUCAGACCAGGGGCACUAUGAAAUUUUUACCAAAGUUUAUCCAAAUUUGAUUAAUGAGAUCGAUUCAUCUUGGAAAAAUGACAUUGAUAAUCGUGACUGGCGGAAAAUUUUCAUGUCUUGGAAAAAAUGGAAUUUUUCCUUAAAUCGAGAAGUGUUUAUUGAUUCUAUUUAUGAUUUUCCGACGUUUUCCAGAAACGAAGUUAUCACUUGCAUAGAUGUCUGGGAAAUAGAUACUAAUAAUUGCUUCGGCGGUAGAAUUCUCAGUAUCAAUCGGAAUUGUUGUUAUUUGACGUAUAAUAACUAUUUAAUACGCACAAAAUAUUGCGCUGUGAAUAAGCUAAUCAUUCCUGAUUCAGUAUCUACAACACUACUAAGUCCACAUGAAGAAAUCAUCGCAACUUAUUCGUCAGAUGAAUUUACUAGUAUAAUAACAAACGAGAAGUCUGUAAUCAGUAGAUAUGUAAUAAAUACUACAAAUACUGAGUAUGAAGAUGAUGAUUUCAGUAUUGAAUUGGACAAUGAUUUAGAAAAUGCAGUUGUGAAAAAGUUUUAUGCACUAUCACCCAAUGUUAUGGUUGGACUAUGUGAUCAUUUAAUGGCGGUCAGUAUCGAUAAUAAGCCUUGGAAAGUUUACAACGUUUUUAAGCACUUUCUGUCUAUUGUUACUGCGAUUAUUUACCAUGCUAACAUUUUAAUCUUGGGCUUUGAUUCAGGAUAUGUUGCUCUCUUUCGUUUAAACAAUCUUCAAGAUUUAUUAGACUUUAAUUUUACAACACAAUUCUCCAAAAAAAUAAAAGUUGAUGGCCAACCUAUUAUUUCAUUGAAUGUAACAGAUAUCCAAGAUGAACAAUUUAUUAUUUCAACUAGUGAGAAAAAUUUUCAUGUUAUAAGAUUUUUCAAAUCAACAUGUGAUGUAACAAAAAUUGAACCCAAAUCGAAAGAAGUCGGGGUCAAAAGUGUUCGAUUCGGUGUAGUAUCCCUGUAUGUUGAAGAGGAUAAGUGA
Cotesia congregata is the source of this 1230-nucleotide messenger RNA. The record is from the annotation of a GenBank genome assembly. Lineage: Eukaryota; Metazoa; Arthropoda; Insecta; Hymenoptera; Braconidae.